This is a messenger RNA of Triplophysa rosa, 3395 nucleotides long. It is a transcript of the gene taok3b, whose product is annotated as TAO kinase 3b. NCBI's taxonomy places the organism in Eukaryota, Metazoa, Chordata, Actinopteri, Cypriniformes, Nemacheilidae. Bases 460 to 1776 code for a protein of 438 amino acids. The transcript has 8 exons. The record is from RefSeq and is a predicted model, not a curated record. Gene Ontology annotation, biological process: execution phase of apoptosis.
UUGUAGUCUGAAGAAGAGAGACUCCGGACUCUCGCAGUACCGACCAUCUCCGCGACAUCCAUCUCGAUGCCCUGCCCGUUUCUGCAGGGACAUAUGAACGACAUAACCAAGUAGCAGAUGAACGGCGAAAACGAUGCGCUGGAAGCACGCUGUGUGCGGGCAGCAGGGAGAAGCAGCGGCAUCGUCCUCAGCAUCAGCAGCAGCAGGGCGCUCGGUUAGCGCCCACCCCCACUCGCUUCGUCUUUUCCUCCCCCCCUGCAGAAGCAUGCUUGCGUGAGGGAUGAGGCUGGAGACAGGGACAUCAGGCCAGAGCUGCGGCCUUCUUCUUAUCGCAAGAGCCGGGCUCGUCAUCAUCGCAGCAGCAGCAGCAUCCGCCAACGCUUUGCCAUCAUCACACCAGCAUCUUUGGUCAGUGAGCAGAUCCAGGAGCAUGAGCAGGAAGCUGUGUGGCGCGAGCAGAUGUCAGGGUACAAGCGCAUGCGGCGGCAGCACCAGAAGCAGCUGAUCGCCCUGGAGAACAGGCUAAAGGCCGAGAUGGAUGAGCACAAGCUCCGGCUGCAGAAGGAAGUAGAGACCCAGGCUAAUAACACCUAUAUUGAACUAGAGCGGCUGGCCAAGAAGCAAGCUGUACAAAUGGACAAGGAGAUAAAAAACACAGCAGCAGAGGAGAAGAGAAUCCAGCAACAGAUCUUGGUCCAGCAGAAGAAGGAACUGACCACCUUCUUGGACACACAGAAAAAGGAGUACAGACUAUGCAGAGAAAGGAUGAAAGAGGAAAUGAAUGACGACUUUGAUACGCCAAAAGAGGAGAAACAGGAGCGCUUGUCACGACAUAAGGAAACAAUGCAGCACUCCCAGGCAGAGGAGGAGGCCCAGCUGCUGAACCAGCAAAGACUGGUUUACGAAAGAAGCUGUCGUGCUUUAAAAAGACGAAGCCUGAUUAAGAAGCAUGAAUUUGAGCAAGAGCAAAUGCGGGAGGAGCUUAACAAGAAAAAGACACAAAAAGAAAUGGAGCAUGCCUUGAUGAUCAGGCAGGACGAAUCCACCCAGGAGCUGGAAAGUCGGCAGUUACAAACCUUACAAAGGCUACGCUUUGAGCUUAUGCGCCAACAACAUCAAACAGAGCUGGAAAACCAGGAGGAGUACAACAACCGACGCCAGAGGGAGCUACACAGGAAACAUGCUCUGGAACGCCGACAGCAGCCCAGGAACCUUAAGACAUUGGAGAUGCAGAUCAAAAAGCAAUUCCAAGAUACCUGUAAGGUGCAAAACAAGCAGUACAAAGCUCUGAGGAACCAUCAGCUGGAGGUCUCUCCAAAAAGUGACCACAAAGCCCUUUUGAAGUCUCUGAAGGAGGAGCAGACCCGCAAGCUCGCACAGCUGGCAGAACAAUAUGAGCAAAGCAUUAAUGAGAUGAUGGCCUCCCAGUUGUUACAUUUAGACCAAGAGCAAGAGGCCGAAUGCCAGGCUUUAAGGCAUCAGCUACAUCAGGAGAUGGAGCUCCUGGAUGCCUACCAGAACAAAACUAAGGCGCAGAUGGAGGAACAACAUGAGCGUGAGAUGCAGAAGUUGGAACAGAAAGCAUCCUUGCGUCGGGCUCACUUGGAACAGAAGAUUGAAGAAGAGCUGGCCUCGCUUCAUAAGGAACGGACUGAGAAAAUUAAGCAUUUAUUUGAGCGUCAAGAGCGAGAACUAGACAUGUUUGAUUUGGAAAGCUCUCGGCUUGGAUUCGGAAGCUUGGCCUCGUUUGACUUUCCCAAGGAGGAGGGCAGAUGAUCCCACAGAGGUUAAAGGGACUCUUCAACACAGACGUCUCUGGACAUGUUGUGCCUGCACUGUCCCCGAUUGUUGGAUUUACCGAGACCACCCAAACAGUGACCAUGCUGUAUCAAUAUCUUUUAACUCAUAUCGGCUGUGAGAACUUCACUGAGAGAAGAAACUAAACAGCCACAGACACGGAGUGGUUUAGCGGUGCAUCACUAAGCUCAUGAACCAAGAAGGACAAACUGACCUUUUCUCCAUGCCAUUGUCCCACUUUUGGUAUUCAAUUAGUAAUUCAGGAUAUUUUAGUACAAGUAAGCACUUUGAUAUGUUAAGUACGAUCCCAUCAUGUGAGGUGGAUAUGAAGUACGAAAUGCCUUUGGUGUCAUCAAAGGACAUUACGACUGUAGAAUGUGUCCUGCGUCUUCACCGUGGCUAUUAGCUGUUUUGUAUGUAUCACAGAGAAUGUGAAAACCGCUGACGAAAACUUUACGCAGAAACAGAUUUUGAAGUGUCUGAUUUUAAAAUAUGGUGAAUACAUGAAGAGCAUUUAAUUACUUUCAUAUUGUGAAACCCACGCGUUAUUUCUUUUAUAAUAGAAAAAGAGAAAAAACAAAAAAUGUAUUCAUUGUUCAGUAUCCUCAAUUAAUUGGCAUUAGUUUAUCAGGAUGUGGAUUUAUUACAUUGAAUCGGUUCUGUCACAGUUACUGGUAUUAUUGCAUGCACUUUAAAAGACAAAUUCAGGUUGUGAAGUGGAGCAUGAAUCUGUCAGAGAUUUUAGCCGUGUACAAAUAAAAGUGGUCAUAGCAGUUUUGUUUUCAUGGCUAUUGAUACUGAACAUAAGCUUUAUCUUUGAUAUACAUAAAUACCCGCCAAAUUGCCAAAUGCCUUUAAGUUAUGUUGAUGAAUGUUUUUGUUUUCCUUAUUUUGCACAAUCUGUUGAAUUGUGGUUCAUUCAAUGUGGACUUAUCACUGCUCUUGUACAGGGAAAAUGUUGCAAUUUGUGUUGUACGAAAUUUUAUAAAAAUAUUUGUAUAUGACAACCUAAAUAGGGUUUACAUAUGAUGUAUUGAUCAAUCAUUGCCAACAACAAAUCUAUGAGACUCUUAUUGAGUGAAGGCAGUGGAAUGCAAACUUAUUUUUGUAAGUAAAACUGAAAGAAUAGAUGGGUUAACUUAUAUUCUCGUGCAUCAUUUGACAGCUGACAUGUUUGGUGAAGCUUUAACGCCAACACCUCUGUGUAACAGUUCAUGGCUUGCUGCCAUUUAAGGGAGACUCCACUCUGACAACUACUAGAAGGGGUUCCGUUGAUUUUUAAUUCAUAAAACCAUGUACUUUGUAGGCAGAUUUGUGGUGUGUAAUAAAAGAUUAUUUGGGCCUGACCAACUACUAUCUUUGAUAAACCCUGACCCUCAUUACAGUAUUCACAAGUGUCUCAUAAUGUUUUAUUAGUGAUAAUCGGAAUGAGAAUGCAAAGUGGUUUCUUGUUACUUGUCAUUUAGGGUCAAACGAACCCAACUCAAACGAAGCCAUUGUUAAAACUGCCAUUGCACAAAUGAAAUGAUGUUUUAAUAAAUAAACACAGUGAAGUUUUGAUUGGCCAAUGGCAUGCUGGGGAAUAUUCACAAUUAAGU